Molecule: messenger RNA, 4664 nt
Organism: Biomphalaria glabrata
Lineage: Eukaryota; Metazoa; Mollusca; Gastropoda; Planorbidae
Product: zinc finger protein 502-like
Exons: 3
Coding region: 959-3862 (967 amino acids)
Biological process (GO): regulation of transcription by RNA polymerase II
Cellular component (GO): nucleus
Molecular function (GO): RNA polymerase II cis-regulatory region sequence-specific DNA binding; DNA-binding transcription activator activity, RNA polymerase II-specific
Source: RefSeq, a predicted model, not a curated record
UAGCUUCAAAGUAAAAACAAACAAAAACCCAAAUCGGAGAGAAAACCCAAGAUACAAGAUUACAGUCUAAACAAUAACAAAGAUGGCUGCCCCUUGAACUCCUGCAGAAUUACCCAUUUCUGACUCUAUAAUUUAUAAUUAUAAGAAUAUAAUAAUUAAUAUAUAGAAUAGAUCUAUUACUAUAUUAUAUAUAGAGAGAGAUCUAUAUAUGUAUAUAUAUAUAAAAUUAUAUAAUAGGCCUAUAUAUAAUAUUAAAUUUAAAAUUAUAUUACAGUCAGAGUCAUAGCAGACGUUACUAAUUUACUUCAAAAAAGAAGAUAAUUUAUCAUAAUAAUUAGAUCUCUAGAUUUAGACAUCUAAAUUAAUUGUAGAUCACUACUGAUCUAGUCAGUGUAAGACUAGUGAAUCAUAUUAAUUAAAUCUAGUCAACUGGCUAGAGUAGAUCUAGAAAUCUUGAGUAGACCUAGACUCUAUGUCCUACAUAAAAUGUAUUUUACAUGACACGUGUCAAUUUCUUUCUGUAGUUGAGUAGCUUAAAAAAAAAAAAACUACUAAAAAGACUUUAAGACGGAAACUGUAUAACAUUUUGCUGUGUUAUUCAAACUUUUACUACCAUCUAAAGGGGAAAAUGGAGUCACGCCCUCAUGAGAAAACGUCUGCCCCCUUCCCAAGGGGUGCCCCUCACCACAGCUUGAGGAAAGCUGCAGUAGUUCUUUUGAUUUUGUAAUGGGCUUGUUGUCCUAAGAUCAUCAUCAUCUUUAGAAAAGCGUCCUGUAGCGGGCCUGUUCUGUUUACGAAAAAAAAACAUCCAAAUUACGGAAGUAUGUCAGUCAAGAUAAAUUGAACUAUGGGUCUAGUGAAACUGAACAGGAAAGCAAGACAAGGUUAUAUUCUUGAAUCAUAAUUUCAUUUAUGAAUUAUAAUUGGUCAUUUUGACAACAGUUUUACUACCCGUACAAUGGAAUUCGAUCUUCCUUUUCCAAAACUGAGUACUGACUCUUCUGAUUCAUUUUUGCGUUAUAAAUUAUUGAAGCAAAGAUUCUUGUGUCAUUUUAAGCAAAAAAAUCAAGAAGAUUAUAGAUACCUUGCUAAAGAAUCAAGUGAAAUAUCCUUAUUGCUUUUUCUCGGUGGUGAAAAAGUUUAUCGUUUAGCAAAAAGCUACCUGUCAUUGGUGAAUCAGGGUGAUGAGAACUUGAAAAACUCAGUCAACAAAUUGCUGUUUGAUCUAGAAAAUCUUUGUUUGCCUUUAUUUAUCUUACUAUAUGAAAGAUUUAAAUUUUUUACAUAUCAUCAGAGUGAAAGAGACAAUAUUAUCAAAUUCAUCUUACUGUUAAACAGUUUUGCAAGUUAUUGCGAACUAUGUGACAAUGCCAAUGAGCAGUUUCUGAGUCAACUUCAGAAUGGUGUUUUCAAUGAUGAUCUCCGUAGUCAGUUACAUCAGCAGAAACCAAAAAGCUUGAAAGAAAUGCUCACUAUUUGCCUGAAAUUUGAUGCAUUAAAGCAAAGCAACUUAGAUGAGUCAGCAAAGAAAAAAAUGAAACUUGAGGAUACAGUAAAACUGAUUUCAGAGAUGUGUAAGUUCAAUACACUAGAUCUCUGUUCAGAACAUAAUGAAAAUGUCAAAUCUACUUUAAAAUCUAACAUGGAACAGGAAAGAAACAAAGUAAGCAAAAGUGAUAAUAAAAUUCCAUUGUCAUCACCAUCUAACUAUAAUGAAGUGACAACAGGACAAACUAGAAUCAAAUUUAAUCUUUUCAAGGCUGAUAAAUCAUUGUCUGAAACUAACGUUCAGAAAAAAACAGCUAGAAUCUCAAGUGAAUCCUUUGUGGUUAAGAAAAGGAAAAGAGACAAAAAGAGUUUAGAAAUGAUAGUCAAUAAUGAUCAUAGUUCUCAAAACUUUGGUAUUACCCAUUCGUUAGCUACUGAGGCUACAUCUCUCACAAGAAAUAUAACAAAGAAACAAGAAACUAAUGAUUCCAAGUUUUCUUUUAUUUCAGUUGAAGAAGUUUUAACUGAUAUUGCUGAUGACAAAUAUAACCAGAAAGAUGAAAAUCUAAAAUUAAAAUCAUCAGAAGAAAAAGGUAUUGAAAUAAAUAACAGUAUUUGCAUAAAAAAAGAUGAUAUAUAUAUGUGCACUGAGUUGUUAAAACAUCAAGAAAAGAAGAAAUGUUCUGUGAGUAAUAUGACAUUUCAAUCCUCUCCUAAUCUUAACAUUCACAAACACUCCCAUCAUGAUCAGCAGCAAUUCAAGUGUGACAUUUGCCAAAUUGUCUUUAUACAUUGGGACUCACAUUCCAUUCACAUGCAAAGCACACAUCCAGAGUUACUGACAUUAAAAUGUGAGCAGUGUGAUCUGUGGUUUGAUGUUCAAACUUCACUAGACUUUCACAAGAAGACGCAUACAAAGAGCAUCACUUGUACAGAGUGUGGUCAAUUUUUUACAAAAACAAGAGAAUACCAUCAGCAUCGCCAAAAAGAACAUCCCAAUUUUUGCUUCCCCUGCGAUAAGUGUGAACUGACUUUUUUAUUUCCUUCCAAAUUAAAAAUUCAUCAAAUGAGCAAGCACAAUGCUUCUAAGCCUUACAUUUGUGAGGUAUGUGGUUCAUCCUUUGCAGAAUAUAAUAUGCUAGUAAGUCAUAAAAAUUAUCAUUUUGGAAACAGGAAGUUCCAAUGUGUGAUGUGUGGUCGACGAUUUGUUCUCAGGUCAACAAUGAAAAGCCACAUGCCUACUCAUUUGGAAGAAAAACCUCACAUUUGCAUAAUAUGUGGUAUGGGUUUUAAGGUUCAAAACUAUUUAAAAACCCAUAUAAAAAUACACAGCAACAACAGAAUAAAAACACACGUUUGUUCCAAGUGUGGUGCUGCUUAUUUUAAAGCAUCUCAUCUAAAAAAUCAUGAGCGUAAGCAUACAGGAGAAAAACCAUACAAAUGUGAUACAUGUGGAGUAGCUUUCUUUCAAAUGUCUAACUUAAAAAAUCAUGCUAAGUAUGUGCAUGAAGGCUAUAGACCUAAAGACAAAUUUUCUUGUGAGUACUGUGGUUUGUCGUUUUCAUUUUCUAGCAAACUAAAACUUCAUCUUAUGAAGCAUACAGGAGAGAAACCUUACUCUUGCAGCAACUGCAACUCAGCAUAUCGAGAGAAAAGCCAGCUUGUGUAUCACAUGAAGUCCCACAAUGGCCAGAAAGAUUAUCAAUGUCCGAUAUGUAAUCAACUAUUUCUACAGAAGGCCUAUCUGGAAGGCCAUAUGAGAAAACAUACUGGUGAGAAGCCAUUUGCGUGUUUAAUCUGUAGUGUUAGUUUCACUCACAAAAGCUAUCUUAGAGAUCAUGAGAAAGUUCACAACCUUAAUCGUGAGAGAAAACACAAGUGUCGAGUGUGUGGGAAAGCCUUUACAUGUUCCUCUCAUUUGAGGAGCCAUGAGAGGCUUCAUUCUGGUGAUAAGCCUCACAGUUGUCCCAUAUGUGGGGACCAGUUCACAAAGCGCUUUUCUGUUAAAAAGCACUUAAGAAGGAUCCAUGGCAUUCAGAAUAUUCUUGACGACAUAAAGUUUUCACAGUUAUCUCAUGAUAGGGCAUCCCUAACACAACUUCAUCAUCAUGAUGAUACCACUUCACCCAUUAUUCCUCAAGACAUACACACUCCUCAUUCAGAUCCUCACCAGAAAAUACAUUUUACAUCAUGUACACAAGCCACACCAUCUGACCCUGUGCUCAAUAGAGUAUUUUCUGAUGACAUUGGCACUGAACUACAACCACAACUUCAGCAGCCUAACACUCUACACCCAGCUGCUAUCUCUCAAAUGCAACAGCAUAACAUUGCUCGACCAGGUUUACUUCCGGCCCAGAUGAGCGUCCAGUCUUAAACUUAUACUUAGAUUUCUAGUCAGAUGUUUAUAAUUAUAAAAUGUCAUGUUAGUUUACUUGUGUGUCUAACUAAAUUUUUUUUUUUUUUUGCGAAAGUUACAAAGUUGCAAAUCAAAAAUUGAAAAUAACCUACUACCAGUAUGUUUAAUAUUAUUGUUAUAACUUUUGCUCUUGUUCUCCUGUUUAUUUAAAAAGAAUGCCGUAAAUAUAAAUGAUAAUUUAAGCUUUUGUAAAACUUGACACAAUUAAUCUAAUGACAUUGUUAAUUUUUUAUAAUUGUCAGAAUUUGUUUGUUACCGCACCAAAAACAUCUUAUUAAAAUGUUUAUCUCUAUAUCUAACGAUGUUUAAUUAUGUUUUAUUUUCCAUUUCACGAUACAUUCUCAGAGUUAUCCUACCUUUUUUAUUUAAACCUAGCUAAAGUUUUUAAGCAAAUAUCUAAAGGAUACAAUGCACGUAAUGAAAUAGGGGAUGGAAUUCUUUCAUUAUGUUUGUGUUCCAAAGUGUGACUCUUGAAUACUUAGGAAUUCAUAACACUGUAGAUUUAUUAUUGAACAGAAUUAAGUUUUCUUAGCAAAGAGCUCACACCUUUUCUAUUAACUUUGUUAAAAAUCGUUACUAGUAUUUAGAAUCAUUCAAAUUCACUUUUAACGAAAUGGUAACUUACAUUUCUGGUCACUGAAAUACAAUAUUCUUUUUAUAUUAUAAUAUCACAUUUAAAGCAAUAAUCUGUUUUGAUUGUGUUCUAAUUACCUUAUUAAACUUGUGGUUUAGAAGUUUAUUAAAAACUUUUAUCUAUAAA